Molecule: messenger RNA, 1267 nt
Organism: Sinocyclocheilus rhinocerous
Lineage: Eukaryota; Metazoa; Chordata; Actinopteri; Cypriniformes; Cyprinidae
Gene: cd40
Product: CD40 molecule, TNF receptor superfamily member 5
Exons: 9
Coding region: 109-972 (287 amino acids)
Biological process (GO): immune response-regulating cell surface receptor signaling pathway
Cellular component (GO): CD40 receptor complex; external side of plasma membrane
Molecular function (GO): protein binding
Source: RefSeq, a predicted model, not a curated record
GCCUGUCAAGCGGUAGUUUAAGAUCUGCAGCAGACGGUUUAGUGUCUUAUGUGUUUGUGAGGCAUCAACAACUGGUUACAAGGAUCCGUUUCUACUGAUAUUGUCAUCAUGAGAACGGUUUUCACUCUUUGUGCGCUGGUCACAUUGUUGUACCUUGUGUCAUGCUGUGAGAAGGAUACACAUUAUUCGAAGGAUGGUAAAUGCUGUAAGAAGUGUGGACCAGGUAAGAGGAUGUUGGUGGAUGAUAACUGCGAGGACCCGCGCUGUCAGGACUGCCAAGACGGAGAAUAUCAGAGUGGCUACACAAGCGAAACCAGAUGUGAGCGCCAGCCCAGCUGUGACCCUAAUUUACAUUUUCUGCCACAAAAUGAACCCAGCAAGACCAGGCUAAGCAGAUGUCAGUGUGAACCUGGAUACUACUGUACACAAGAUGAUGACUGCGACACUUGUACAAAACAGACAGUUUGCAAGCCAGGACAGAGAGUUGUCAAAAAAGGUUCACCGGUUAGUGAUACUGCGUGUGAGGCAUGUGAACAUGGAACAUUCUCCACCAAUGAUUCAUCUGACACCUGCAGGAAAUGGAGCGAAUGUAAAUCUGGAUAUGUUCAGAACACUCCUGGCAGUUCAAACUCAGAUCAGACCUGUGUGGCUGGUACACCCACUUACGGAGUUCUCAUUGGGGUGGGAGUUUCUCUGUUAAUCGUCGCAUCUGCAGUAUUCGUUUUCAUUAAAAAAAGAAAAUCUGGAUGUUAUAAGCUCCCCAAAAAAACCAUAGAGGUCUUAACACAUGGAGAAAAUGAAGAUGUGGAGAGAGCAUACCGACCAGCAAUUCAACAGCCUCAGGAGGACAUUGACCAUAGCGUGCCCGUGAGCCCCACGCUAAGCAACUUGACUGACAAUGGAAAUUACGUAGCACAAGAGGAUGGCAAACUCACUAUUACCCCAACUACUGAAUCAAAUUCAUUUUCGUAGAGCACAGUCUUCUGCAAAGUACAGACAGCUGUGCUCCCAUCAUGUUACAAUCAUCUAUAUAAAUAGAGCAUUACACUAUAAAGCACUGCUUUACUCUAAAUGUCUUCAUGUGUCUUACAAAAUCAUGUGUUCUUUUUCAUGACUGAAACAUGAAAUACUUAUAUAUAAGUACAAAUAUAUAAAUACUACUCACUGCUGCUGAGUGUUCGCAGUUGCAUUAGCACUUGCAUGUGAUUGUUACAAUAUGCUGAAAUACAGAGUUCUGGCAUGAAACUCUAGAUGGCGCAGUCCGAUA